Molecule: messenger RNA, 2424 nt
Organism: Fonsecaea nubica
Lineage: Eukaryota; Fungi; Ascomycota; Eurotiomycetes; Chaetothyriales; Herpotrichiellaceae
Exons: 4
Coding region: 1-2424 (807 amino acids)
Source: RefSeq, a predicted model, not a curated record
AUGGGGCUUGUGAAGCUGUUGAGCCUCUGGCCCUUUGUUGUCGCUCGUCCGUUUGCUUCUUCCUCUGCCACCACGUCUCAGGAUAUACUGGCGGCCGAGGCUACCGUCGACCAGAGUCCUGUCACUAUCCUUCCCACCUGGGACGUGAUCGGCCCAUUCAGAUUAGGAACUCGAGAAGCGGUUUGGGGCGCUGACCCUCUUGAGUUUUAUGGAGGGAUCCAGUACAACACUCCGAAUGGAUCGACCUGCUUCCCGAGUCCGUUGGCGAGAAACGCGACAGUGCAAUGGGCUCGGAAGGAGUAUAGCCCGAGGGUAUCGAACGGUGAACACUCACUGACUCUUUCUCUUGACUUUGACGGGAUUGAUUGGGAGUUCGCUCAAAAAGUCUAUGGAUGGUCAGCAUUUCAGUAUCAAGCAUGGGCGAAAGGGGAGAUCUUCAAUUGGGACAUGGUGAGUAGAGUUGUCAAUGUCUUCAGCGACAAUAUCAUUGAACUCUGGAUCAAUGAUAUGCAUGUCUUUGGUGGAGACUUCUUCGGGUUUGGACGAAUUCCCAUGCUGGUUCAACUCCACCCUGGGGUUAACAAUAUCAGCGUACGACUUGUGCGUGAGGUUCGCUCCAUGGGGGGCGGUUUCCCUCCAACAAUCCAAGCAGGUCUGAGGAUAAAACCUGCUUCUGAAGAGCUCGCAGUUGUCACAGAUGGCUUGGUGAUGCCCAAUGUGGUCAAUGGGAGAUUUUGCACACGAUACGGUAGCAUCCCGGUCCGAAACCAAGGUGCGACAUGGAUAUAUGUGCGCCGGAUAGCAGCCGUGUCUGCGGAAUGCAGUUAUGUCGUUGCCAGUCAAGACAUACUCCUUGCGCCUGGGCAAUCGCGUCCAGUAAAGAUGGUCUUCGAUCCCAACUUCAGAUUGAACAAAUCAUUGGAGCUCGUUCUGGUUUAUUCAGGUCAGGACGGGAGGCUAAACGAGAUCACCUUCACUGCACAGCCGGAGCAUGUAGAAAUGUCGUCCUUACAGAGGAUUACAUACACCCAUCCAAGCGGCACAAUAUCUUACGCGAUGUUGAAGCCGCCACCUACGGCCAACAAGUCAAAAAGCCACGACUUACCUGUCAUCGUGAACCUUCAUGGAGCUGGCGUGGAGGUAGAUGGACCCCUGGCGCGACAUAUGUUUGACGAUGCUCCUCAUCUGCCGGCAUGGAUACUCACCCCCACAGGCAUGAGUCCCUGGAGUGGUGAUGAUUGGCAUACUUGGGGAUUUGCUGAUGCUCAGUCCGCAGUGGCCGCAGUUGCUGAUUGGAUUGACACCACAGGAUGGGACGGUCCACGCGUGUAUUCUGAGAAGCUUCUUGUUGCCGGCCACUCCAACGGUGCCGCCGUUGCGUCGGGAUACUCUUCGAUUGAAAACUACGUGCCAUACGUCUUGUGGAACGAAGCAUCCCCUCUCCAAAACGCUCUUCUCGAGAACUCAAGAAGCAGCUUCCGCCAUGAAAUCUUGACUGAAAAUUUGGUGGGCAUCUCGAUCUUACAACAACAUGGAUCAGCUGACGACAAUGUUCCGGCUUACCACUCUCGGCUGAUGAACGUCUUGUUGGCAGAAGUAGGGCAAGUGGUGCAGUAUGCGGAGAUGUUGCACAAGGGACAUUGGUUUGACGGCACAAUGACCACCAAAUCAAUGAUGGAAUUCUACUGGCGACAUCUGACUGCAUGGCAUCCCAACGCACGGCUGGCGAAUGCUCCUGACCAAUUCCUCAUUGAUGAUGUGCCACAUGUUUUUGACGCCGGAAGUGGAUUGCCUCCUUUUGUCAAGACCGCUUCCAAUGUUUGGGGCAGGGAGGUCACCCUGGAUUGGAGGACGUUGGACCAGAGAUUCGGUCGUCAAAGAGGCGCCUUGGACGCAAUACUUCGAACAACUGGACCAUUUCAAGUCGUCCACGACUCCGACCAGACACUGUCCAUCGCAGUACAAACAAGCCGAAACUUUUUGCAGUAUUUUGGAGCCGAUACAACAGUUGUUCCUUUCUCCGAGUAUGGACAAGCAUUGGAUAAUGAGGGAAAUGUUCUCACAAUCUGCCUGGGACUGUCGAUCCCAGAGGCUCGCUUCCCAGGAUUUCCGAUUCGACUUGCUAAUGAAAAAAUCCUCAUUACUGCACCAGGGUCCGGAUCGAUAUCGUUGCAUUUGGAAGCAGGAAUGGGUGGAGUGUGGCUUCGACCUCUUCCGAGAGAGCGUUUGGAGCUUGUCGUGUGGGGGUUCGACGAGGUUGGUUUGCGACAAGCUGCAAGGCUGAUACCCACGGUAACUGGAGCUGGUCAGCCGGAUUUCGUGCUUUUAGGUAAUGAGGCAAGAUGGAAGGGUCACGCAGGUGCUAUCGCAAUGGGCUUCUUCGAUCGCAACUGGAAGAUAUCAUCUGCUUCAUACCUGCCCUGA